Molecule: messenger RNA, 2444 nt
Organism: Copidosoma floridanum
Lineage: Eukaryota; Metazoa; Arthropoda; Insecta; Hymenoptera; Encyrtidae
Gene: tsl
Product: membrane-attack complex domain containing protein torso-like
Source: RefSeq, a predicted model, not a curated record
AGCCGGUCCGUACGGUCGGUGGGAGAGUACGGCUCUCUGCGGCUGCUGUGCGGCGCGCGGCUCCGUUAUUUUUUUCUUUCUUCUUUUCUUUCCCGCUUUCAUCUCGAUCGCACAGCAUCUCUUUCCCAAUACCACGUGUGCGCGUGCCCGAGUAGAUAUUAUUUUUAUCCGUGCACGCCCAAAGAUCGGUAAGAGAAUCGUCGUGAAACGCUCGCCGACGCCGAUGUCACGGCUGUGACUUUUGUUAUUGCUUCCUUUCUCUCGGUGCUGCAUCCGUGCUACUUGUCUCCUCUCUUUUGACCUAUCGCUUCUUUUGAAGAAUAGAGGCGGAACCAGAGGAAUAGGAGCCACGCGAGGGAGCCCGCCAAAUUUCGAAGCAGGAGAUCCGACGCGCGUGUGUGACAGUGUGCCAGUGCGUCCCCAGAGCUUCCUUUGCGGGGCUACGAAACUAUUUUUUUUUUUUUUUCACCCCCUGCUUGCGAGUGGGUCCUUUGAAGUUUGGGCUGCCGAUCCGAGCCGAUUCCGUGUACAGCGACUGGACCGACUUCCGUGUGGCCGGAGUCAUGUGACCUCAUCUGGAACUGUCCUUUCGCGAAACGAGAGACGUAGAAGAGAAAAAAAGUCUGUCCACUCAAAGGAGCACAAGGACAGAAGACGCGCUGGUAGGACAAGCGCUCGAAAAGGGCCCAGACAGCGUCAUGUGGACAGGAAGGAGGCCACUGGUGCUGCUGGUGCUGCUGUUACUGAGGCUCCAGCUGACGCUGCAGCAAAGGCCGAAACUCGGGGGUUCCGUCAACGUCUUCAGCCGCUACGGCUACCUGGCCGUCAGCAUGAGGGUGGUGCCGCGCAACGACAGCGACACCUGGAUAUUUCGCGAGCCGUCGCUCGACGUGUUUCGUAACGUCGCCCCAGCGCCGCCCAAGGCGAGACGCGACGAUGUUCUCUUCGACGGGGACUAUCACCUGGAGUUCUGCGAUAACGUGCGGCAACUUUUGCAGGCCUACUUCCGUGACUUCACGUUCGAGCACCUGGAGAGGCCGUGGCGCGCGUUCACCGGCAGCUGGUCGCGCGCCAUGAUAGCCAAGCACCUCGGCAUCAGCGCGUCCUUCGUAACGGGGGACCACUGCUACGUCCUCGUGCGAGUGUCUCGCUUCAGGGACGUCAAGCGCCUCAACACCGGCCCCGGCUCCGAGUACCUGCAUCUGGACGAGGACGUCGCCAGGGAGGCCGAAAACGUCACCAUCGGCGACACGGCCAGUGUCAUACGCUUCAUCAAGAACUUCGGCUCGCACUACAUAUCCAGCUACGUCACUGGCAACUCGCUCUAUCAGGUGUUCGUGUACAGUCCGCAGACGUACCUGCAGAUAAAGCGGCAGCUGAAGAGCCGGGGCGUGGCCGAGCUGUCGAGCAUCGAGCUGAACAAUUUUUUCUCGCCGUGGAACGCGGAGCACAUGGGGGCCAUACUCUCGGCGUCGGGCAACCGGACGGUCGAGUACUGGGCUGCCGAGCGGCUGCGCGUCCACUUGUACAUAUUCACCUACGCGAGCCUACUCAAGCUCCACGGCAACGGCGAACUCCUCGCCCAAUUGGACUCGCUCCUUGGCGACGAGGCGCUACUUCAGCUCCAGCUGCGCACCCUCACGCCGCUCUUCCAGGACCCCAAGAGGCGACAAUGGUUCCUCAACGUCAUUGACAACUACUUCAAACUCUGGGAGGUCAACAUUUGACUCAACCGCGCGAGUUUCGGCCGCCGAGGGCUCGCGUAGUGUCAUCGUUGUCACGCCAUGCCACUCGCUUCGUUUUUUUUGUGCGUUGCGUGCGAAAACCGCAUCAAUCCCGAAGCUGAUUUUCUUUUCCCUUCAACUAGCACUACUAUUACAAUUAAUUUCAUAUGAUUAUUAUUAUUAUUAUUAUUAUUACCAUCGCUGUACUGUUGACGAUGAUUGUUUAUUAUUUAUGUUCGAGGACCAAAGGAGCGCGCGCGACCCCUCCGAACUCGCCGAGAGCCUGCGUAUGAGUGAACGGAAAAAAAAUCUUUCUUUUCUUUUUUCUUUUUUUUUUUAUUAUUAUUUUCUUUUCCUACGUUUUACGCAGAAUAACCGAACGCAGAGACUGAAAGCACUAAAACCACGUAUAUUUAUGUAUUAUGCUCACAUGCGCUCGUAACGCAAGUUAAUUGUCAAUGUGACAUGUCGUACGCGUAUUGUUAUAAUAGUGUGUUUGUGCGCGCAGCGAGGCAAGGGGGGGCCUGUACAUCUUUUUUGUAGGCGAUGCUGUUACGUUGUUGAUUACUAAGUAUUUAUUGCGUGAGUUAGGGUUUAGGAAGCACAAAGGACAAUUUUACGUAUUAGGAUCGCGUUUAGGUGUAGGCGUCUCCGACACGACCGCGACCGGUUGUCUUUUCUGUAUAUUUUUUUUUUUUUUUUUUUUUUUUUUUCCAUAUG